AUGUGGAGCAUCUACGCAGUCGCAGGCCUGGUCCUGCUUGCCGUUGCUUUGUACAAGCUCUGGCAGCGCUCCAGUUCUCCACAGUACGCGCGCAUCGUCCCUUCUGAUGACUAUGAUGACUUGCCCGACUUGAUCGACACAUUGCCGCCGCUAUCAACCUCACGACGGAGGUGGAGAAGGAAGGAGGUGGACCGCUUCUUGGAGUCGGAGGAGGAGCAGUUCACCUUCGAGGAGUUCUACUGCAUGCUGGGCCCGUGGGCGCUCGGCCGGCAGAAGGAGGCGGAUGCGGCGGCAGACGCGGCGGACGCUGCCGCAAUAGCGGAUGCAGCGGCGGAGGAGUCUGCGGCUGAGGCGGCCGAGGCAGACGCGCAGCCGCAGACUACGUUUGGCUCGGUGGCCGGGAUCGGCUCAUCGUGGCUGGGCUCCUCGGGCCUCAUGGAGGGGCUCGGCCGGCUCAAGUCGGCCGCCACGGAUGCGGCGGGGCUGGCAAAGGCGGCCGCGAGCGAGCUGUCCGAGAAGGGCGCCGCUGCAGGAGGCACACUCCGCUCGACCGCAAAGGCGGCUGUGGGUGCGGCCAAGGCAGCGGCUGCCUCCGCCGCCGAUGCCGGCGUGCUGCGGACCACCGUGGUCGAGUUUCUGGUCAUCAGCGGCCGUGAGCCGCCGCCGCCGAAUGCGAGCGCUACAACGCUCGCUCACAUGCUGCGCGCACGAGGGCUGCAGCUGGUUAAGGCCGCCGAGUCGAGCCGCGCACAGGCGGUCCAGAUGGCGGCGGCGGGGAAGGCGUACAAGGCUCGCGCAAAGGCGGAGGGCAUGCGUGCGGAGGCGGCCAGCCGGGCGGCCGAAGCGGCAGAGUCCGCGUCUCGGCAGGCGAGGCGUCACCUCGACGCGGCGCUCGCGCGAGUCGCCGCCCUCGAAGCAGAGGGCGGGCGGGCGGGGCGAAUCGCAGCGUCUUUGGAGCCGCCGCCGCACCUCCACAGCGGCAGCGCCACGCCCCUCGCGCCGGCUGGCGGCGGCAGCGGCAGUGUAGCAGUUGGCAGUGGCGCCGGCGAGACGGCGCGUGCCGGGCUGAGGAUAGACGCCGUGUCCGGGGACAGGGUGCGGCUCUCGGUCACC
Emiliania huxleyi CCMP1516 is the source of this 1113-nucleotide messenger RNA. RefSeq lists its product as hypothetical. The transcript is spliced from 8 exons. The annotation marks the transcript as partial. The record is from RefSeq and is a predicted model, not a curated record. NCBI's taxonomy places the organism in Eukaryota, Haptophyta, Isochrysidales, Noelaerhabdaceae.